CGAACUGUCAUCACGGCGGUAUCGCGCGCGUCGUCCGUACCGUGUCCGCGUUCCCCGUGCUGCGAGUAAACGCGAGUAAACGUGACGCGACACGACGUGACGUAUCGUGCCAGUGCCGUGUAACGCGACUCGCGAACGUGUCCCGUCCGUCACCGAGCGAUCGCGUCUCGAAAUCGCGUCGUUUCUUCCCUUUUUUUCUUCUCCCCCGUCGAAAAAGCCAAACCGCCGCCGCGCACGGUGGGUGCGCACGCAAGGUAGAACAGCUCGCACCGUUCGCUCGCUGCCGGCUCGGCCUCAGUCUACUGGAAGAUUCCAUUGUGCGAGAGUGGGCUUUCGAAAAGUUUCGCGGCACCGCCGGCGAGUUUCCGCGGACGUCCACACCGUCGACAAGCCGGGACAUCGAGCCAGCACCAGCGCGGAUCGUUUCGAGGGAGGAUCGUUCGACGAGCUCGCAAAAUAGAAGUAUCGUGCCCCUGCAAAAGAGGGGAAACGGCGAAUCGGAAGGAAGAAAAAUAUAGGAUAUCCCGUCGUUCCAUCGCGCGCGCUGUUUAUCCUGGGAAUCGAGCCGAGCGCGCGGGCGCCUCGACACUCCGCGCGAUUGCUUCGAGGCAAGAAGGAUCCUGGAAGGAUCGGACGGAAGGAAAACAACGUGCGCGGGAUAUGUACCAAGAGCCGAACAGCUCGUCGGGCAGCAACGCCUCCACCAAGGGCGACGAGGUCGAGCUUGUCAGUAGGUUCCUGGCGCCGCUCUGCGCCAGGGACGAGGCGGCCAGGAACAUCGCCCUGGCCGCGGCCAGGACCACCGUCGAGGGAUGGCUGGGCAGCGUCGGCAGUCCGAAUCGCUGGGAGGACGCCAGCGACAUCGAGGACACCAAGACCGCGACUGGCAAGUUCUCCGGUCAAGACGGAAGAUACGACAUGAGUGUCGAGCGGUCGCCAAUGAGGUCAUCGCCGAGGAGCGUGCAUCAGCACCAGCUGCUGCAGGAUACGUUCCAGACGGAGGGCUUCUUCCCGCAAAGCGUGAAUGAUAAUUCGGCAUCAUUUCUCGAGAAGAACAAUCCGGAGUCCUCGUACGAUUGCGUGGAUGGCCGUCUUCUGAACGAGAGGCGAUUCCGCGAGCGAUACAGCGACGGGGUCGAGAGCAGGUCCGGCCAUUCAACGUCCUCCGAUGAAAGUAGCAAGGGCUUCAACAUCGAGGGCAGAUGCCCACGCUUCGGCUCUAACUGCGAGAGCGAGCGAAAGUAUCCCGGCUCGUCGUCGAGCGACAGAUCGACGAGCGACGACUAUUGUCCUGGCAGGACGAAGAACAAUUACGCCAAGCUAAAGGGCGCCAAGCAGAAGCAGCUCGAGGAUGACGAGCUCGAUGCGGACACCCGGGUGUACGGCAAGAGUCCCAAGUUCGACGACAAUCUGAGCGGCUUCGCGUCGUUCGACUGUCGGAAUCGCCGAGCCAAAAUCACCGCCAGCGGCGAUUUGCUGACGCACGAGCAGCGCCGAUACUAUGAUGCUACCGACGACGACGUGUCCUUCAACGAGAGCGAGGCGGCGCGUAAUGACGGGGUCGUCUUCAACACACUCGACGGUUUUGAGAACGAGAACGAGCCGUCUUACCGUCAGGACAUGAGUCUGGAAAGCCGCGAGACAGCGGCGGGCUACGAGGAUAACCCGGAGGAUCCUCGUAAUCGGACGCAGCAGCAGGACUAUCUGCGCAAGAACGACGAGAGGAAGUUUAGCGCCGGCCAGAUCAAAAGGCCGCUCUCCCAGGACGAAGAUGUGUCCACGAAGAGCGGUAGAGUGCUCGAGAGCCCGGAAGUAACGCCCGGCGACGUUGGCAGGAUGCUGAAUCUCGGUAACGCCCUGGACGGACCCAGACAGGCGCAGGCUAACAAAUAUCUAAGUUUGGUGACGUUACACCUGCCGGUGAUACUCAGGCUUAGCGUCAACUGUCCCUUUCAGAACGUCAGGAUCAAGUGUGCGGAAAUCCUUCAGAUGGUCAAGGAUAGAGGACUUCCAGUACCAGUGCCGGCUUUCGAUGGACCUAGUGCCUUCGUCCCUCUUUCGGAGCUGCCGGACUUGAACAAUCUCGACGAGAAGACGCAUGUGCUAUUGAUGGAUGCUUUCGUACAGAACAACAGGCUGGAUCAUGUCUCCAGAGUAAUGUCAUCACACCCAUCGUAUCUGGAACAUUUCCUGCGGACUCAGCAUUUCAUCCUUCGAGGAGAUGGACCUCUCCCUUAUGACUACCGACAUCUCAUCGCCAUUAUGGCCGCUGGCAGACAUCAAUGUAGCUACCUUAUAAACCUGCAGAAGAGAGAGUUUCUUCUUCAGGGCGGUGAUCCCUUGUGGCUCCAAGGUCUUAGAUCUAUACCGGGAAAACUGCAAGAUCUCUAUGAGAUCAACAAGAUCCUAGCUCACAGACCGUGGCUCCUGAACAAAUCGCACAUAGAGAAGUUGACUAAGGGCGAUGACAAUUGGUCCUUAGCUGAGGUCGUCCAAGCGAUAGUGUUAUUAGCUCACUUCCACUCAUUAUCGUCUUUCGUAUUUUCCUGUGGAAUUAACGAGGAAUUGGAUAACAUAACUGGCCACCACUACAAGGAGAACAUACAGGACAAUAGUAAUAACGUACCUCCCGCCAAAGAUAAAUUAUCCAGCAGUCCGAAAAAAAUUCUCAACGGUGACGGUAAGACCGAAAAUAUGCCAUCACCACCAUCGUCACCGAGCAUAGUUGGCGAGCAGGAAGUCGGCGUGGAGACUCUGAUGGAACGUAUGAAACGCCUCUCGGAAAAGUCCGAGUCCUACCAGAUCACGCAAGAAGAACUCUCCAAGAGAUUCGAGACUGUUGAAACACAAUCAGCCGAGCUGACGGCGGCGCCGCAGAGGAGUAGCUCGGUCCUUGACUCAGAUAUCGGUCUAUUCAUCGAGGAUCCCACCUUCAUCUAUCAGGAUUUCGCUAAGCGCGGUCAGCUGAACGAUAUUCCGACCUUCCGUGUCCAGGAUUACUCUUGGGAUGAUCAUGGUUAUUCCCUGGUGAAUCGUCUUUACAACGACGUCGGUAAUCUUCUCGACGAUAAAUUCAAGACCGCGUACAAUCUGACAUACUACACCAUGGGCACGCACAAUAAGGUCGACACAUCGCGCUUCAGACGGGCGAUCUGGAAUUACAUACAGUGUAUGUUUGGCAUCAGGCACGACGAUUACGAUUAUAACGAGGUGAAUCAAUUACUCGAGCGUAGCCUCAAAACUUUCAUCAAGAGCGCCGUUUGUUAUCCGGAACGUGUCACUAAAAAGGAUUACGAUCGCGUCAUGAGGGAGUUCAAACACAGCGAAAAGGUCCAUGUAAACCUGAUGAUUCUAGAGGCUCGCAUGCAAGCGGAAUUGCUAUAUGCUCUUCGUGCCGUGAUGCGAUACAUGACCUAAAGCGGAGUUUUGCGUCAUCCCUUCGUCUAUCUGCUGUCUGUCAGUUUUGUCGAUUUGUUUUCUCAAACCACUCUCCGCGCUAUCCGGAUUCCCGGGAUCUGCGCAAGAGAUGGAAGGAACGAGUGAGCGCGAUAUCAUCGAGUUUCAUGUGUGAAACAUACACAUAUACGUGCGCGACAUCAUGAAGCCACUUCAUCGUCAACUUCACCGUGAAUCGCGGUGAUAAAGAGCAAUCGUGAUUCUUUAAUUAAGGAAAGGCGAUAAUGAAGAAGUGAGGAAGAAAGAAGAAACGAAAUAAAGGAAGAUAUGAGUCGAUAGGAAAGGAAGAUGCAAAGAAUUGCAAUACGUGGCCGUUUAGCUGCGCUUGCUACGUGAUCUAAUGGCGCAUUCAAUGCAUCUUUGUUCCUCGAGCGAUUUAUUAAUAAUGACAUCGAUCGCAAGUUGCGUCUAUUCAUAAUAAUGUUAAUAUAGUUUGUGGCGGAUAUAUAGGAUCGGCAGAGUGCUUUUUCUUUCGUACAUGUUUGGGAGAGAAUUAGAGAGGGAACUAAGAGGAGAGAAAGAGAUUGUGUGAACAGACAGAAAAAAAGACAAGGCUAGGGAUGACAAAGAGAGGAAAGUUUAUAAUUUGUUUUGUACAUAGACACUUGUAUUUUUCUACGUUCGGCAUCGUAGCAGACUGUUAUUUGUGCGUUUCGUUUAUGUUUCAGAUCUGUUAAAAAAAAGUUUGCUCUCGCCUGUUAGUAGCUUUCGCGUCGGGCUUUAAUUUUAUACAUAUACACAUUUCUCUGCGUUUAUGUUUCGAUCUUUUGCGCCAUUCGCCAACAAGUUCAUGGAUAAACGUAUCAUCAAAUGCGUGCAUACACGAAACAAAAUUUUAGCUCCGCGCGCAAUAUUUUGUUUCUACUUUUGGGUCGGGUGAUAACUUGUCGAGAAGAAAAUUAAUUGUAAAAUUAAAUUAAGAAAUCUAUUAACGCUGAAUCCGUCUCAAUUUCGUCUCCGAGUCUUUCGUUCUUGUGCACAUACACAACACAUUGCAAGUUAUCGUCAUAUAAGUAUACAAAAGAGACGAUUUCUCUCUCGAUGUUGACAUCAAGUUCGUGACAAUUUGAUUUCUCUGACGAUAAUAGAUUUCUUAAUUUAGCGUUAAUAGAUUUCUUAAUUUAAUCUUACAAUUAAUUUUCCUUCUUAACAAGUUAUCACCCGACACAAAAGUAAAAAAUAUUAUAUGUACAAUAUACACAUAUACAUGAUGCGUUUUAUCUUCGUUUUAUUUCGAUGAUUCCAUCUCAUAAAAACAAAAAGGAACGUGAAAGCUAACGUAAAACUGUAUCUACUUACCAUUCGUUAUACGCAUAUGUCGAGCAAACCUUAGAUUGUAGGACGAUCCGCGAUCACGUGCAGCACCACAUACACGUACACAUAUGCAUAUACACUCAUAUACACGUUUCGAUGCACGCGAUCGCGGAGAGAAGCAAUGCCUGUCGGCUGUGUUUAUUUACUGAGGGAUGACGCGCUCUAUUAUCGUUUAGCCGAAUGCGAAAAGCAUCGCAAAUCGCUUGCUUUCAAUCAUCCAAGAACAAGCUGUCUUUUCAUCUUGAUAUUAAGAUACAGUAGAUAGAUCGGUUUUUGAGAAUUGAAUAUUAUUAUUCUUGUCGGCAAACAAAUUAAAUAAGAGAGAUUAAAGUCUUGGUUGGAAACGAAACUUGAAAAAUAUUUGUCUCAACUCGCCAAACUCGUAUUGAAUGAUAAAUAUCGAUCUACUUCGUUUGCGUAUCACGUAUACCGCGUAUGUCGAGUUUUGCACGAGAAGAAGAUUCGGCUGCUAUUUUGAAUUGGAGAAAGAAAAAUUAUUGUACUCGUUCUGUGUCGAUAAUUCGUAAUUUGAAGGAGGGAGGAAGAUGGCACGAAGGAAAGCGUGGAUCGGGAUUACUAGACUCGUAUGAGAACCGCGACCGACCACGAAAACACCAAUCUCUCUCGACGCCCAAUAUCAUGCGCACACGCGCGCGUAGGUGUUUAUCAACGAAUUUCCAUGCCUUCUAAUAGCCUCCCUCCGUAGCCUCUAAUAUAAUGCACUAUAGAGGAGAAAGAAAGAGAGAGAGAGAACUUAAUAGAGCGAUGGGGUACGCAAUACACAAUUGACGGAGCCCUGUCUCUCCCUCGGCGAUUAAUUACGAUCGUUAGAACAGCGAGGACACUGAACAAACGGUGUCAAAGUGUUGUGCACGAGGAGGAUCGAGGAGAGGCUGUUUAAACACAAAUCAAAUCCUUAUAAUAGAUUGUUAAGGUAUA
Messenger RNA from Camponotus floridanus (Florida carpenter ant), 5709 nucleotides. It is a transcript of the gene Sesn, whose product is annotated as sestrin homolog. Gene Ontology annotation, molecular function: L-leucine binding; oxidoreductase activity, acting on peroxide as acceptor. Bases 661 to 3417 code for a protein of 918 amino acids. The transcript has 11 exons. Gene Ontology annotation, biological process: regulation of response to reactive oxygen species; cellular response to L-leucine; cellular response to leucine starvation. Lineage: Eukaryota; Metazoa; Arthropoda; Insecta; Hymenoptera; Formicidae. The record is from RefSeq and is a predicted model, not a curated record. Gene Ontology annotation, cellular component: nucleus.